Danaus chrysippus (African queen) is the source of this 570-nucleotide messenger RNA. Lineage: Eukaryota; Metazoa; Arthropoda; Insecta; Lepidoptera; Nymphalidae. The record is from the annotation of a GenBank genome assembly.
AUGAAUCAAGCUGAUAUAACAAAACUUGUUUCCAAAUUACGAAUUAAAGUUCCACCAACACAUCGACGUUUAAGAAAUCCACUAGGUCCUGAAGGAAGAUUAAAUAAAUUGCGAAAAACUGUAACUGGUUUAAUAAAAUAUGAAAGAAUCGAAUUAAACUAUAAUAGAGCUGAUGAAGCUCGCCAAUAUGCAGAAAGACUUAUAUCAGAAGCAAUAAGCCAUGGAGAUUGUCAUAAACCCACAAUGGAAAUAGCCGAUUUUUGGCUUCUCGAAAAGGAACUAGUGCAUAAAUUGUUUAAAGUUUUAGUCCCUAGAUUUGAAAAUUCUAGUUCAGCUUUCACCAAAAUGUACAAAGCUCCAAAACCAGCAUAUGCAAGAGCCAUUGAAAAGACAAUUCUUGAAUUGAAAGGAAAUCCUUACCCGUCACUAACAACUAGACAGCCAAAUAAUAAAUUAUUGUUGCAAAAUGUCCUGUUAGAUGCAGCCAAAUAUGACUAUCGCCAGACAAAGUACGCUGAGAUAGCAGAAAAAAUGUCUACACCAGAAGAAACAAAAAAUCCUGAUAGCUAA